Molecule: messenger RNA, 2791 nt
Organism: Gaeumannomyces tritici R3-111a-1
Lineage: Eukaryota; Fungi; Ascomycota; Sordariomycetes; Magnaporthales; Magnaporthaceae
Product: transcription initiation factor IIB
Exons: 1
Coding region: 287-2461 (724 amino acids)
Biological process (GO): transcription by RNA polymerase III; transcription preinitiation complex assembly; DNA-templated transcription initiation
Cellular component (GO): nucleus; transcription preinitiation complex; transcription factor TFIIIB complex
Molecular function (GO): TBP-class protein binding; RNA polymerase III type 3 promoter sequence-specific DNA binding; RNA polymerase III general transcription initiation factor activity
Source: RefSeq, a predicted model, not a curated record
AUCGUUCCCUACGUGGAAUCGACCACGGCGGAAUCACGACCCGACAAAAAUCACGGCUUCACGUCUCCAGCUUCUACAACGGCCUGCCGCGACAGUCGAUUAAACGCAUUGCCACGACUUGCAUACGCCUCCGGUCUUCGGAUCCGCACUACUACACACAAGCAGUCACCCUAUUGGUCACCCGUCGCCAAACCGAACCCCGUCAUUCGUCGCCGCCGCCUGCAUUGCUUCUCACUCCAGCCAGCCCCUUUUGCCUGCUGAUGCAGGAGCGGCGUGCUUCCGCAUCAUGCCCCCCAGCCUGAGCGUGCCCCGGAGGGCCAGCGGCCUGGGGCGACCGAAGCCCGCCGCCCGCCCGAAUCCCGUCAAGGCGCUGCAAGAUCAAGCAUGGAGAAACCAGCAAGCGAACCGGGGCACGGCCGCCUCUAUGUCGCCGCCGCCUCAGCCGCGCCCACAGCCGGCCAGGAAAUCACAAUGCCCAAACAAGAACUGCCCGAACCCCAAUAUCGUCGACGGAACCUGCCGGACCUGUGGUCGAGUCGCCGAUGACACCAAUAUUGUUGCCGAGAUCCAGUUUGGAGAGACCUCGCAGGGUGCCGCCAUGGUUCAGGGUAGCUAUAUCGGCCCCGAUCAGGGCGGCGUCCGUCUCUCGGGUGGCCAGGGCGGACGACGCAUCGCCGGUACGAGCACAUCCACAGAGGCCAAGGAGAAGGCUCUUCGUGAGGCCAAGAGCCUAAUCACCGGCUUUGCCCGUCAGCUCAACCUGCCAGACCGCACCAUAAACAGCGCUGUCCAGCUGUACAAGCUGGCCAGCUCCAGGAACUUCACCCAGGGCCGCUCCAUGCAGUACGUCGCCGCCAUGUGCCUGUACGCUGCGUGCCGCAAGGAGGCGACCUGCAAGAUCAUGCUCAUGGAUCUGGCCGACCUCGUCCAGCACGAUGUGUUCCACCUCGGCCGCAUGUACAAGGCCUUCAUCCGCGACAUUGGCGCCGGCGGCAACUACAACCCCAUCUUCGUCGAGGACCUGAUCUAUCGGUUCGCUGCCCGUCUCGAGUUCGGCGACAAGACCAACAAGGUGGCCAACACGGCUGUGCGUCUGGUCCAGCGCAUGGACAGGGACUGGAUGGUCAUGGGCCGUCGGCCAUCGGGCAUCUGCGGCGCAUGUCUAAUCAUGGCGGCCAGGAUGAACAACUUUCGACGCACGGUCCGGGAGGUGGUUUUCAUCGCCAAGGUCACCAUGCACACCCUACAACAGCGACUGGAUGAGUUCGCCGAGGUCCCGUCGGCCAAGCUGACAGUGGAAGACUUCCUCGUGCGCGACUUUCUGUACGAUCAGAUGGAUCCUCCAGCAUACUACAAAAAGACGGCAGAGUACCAAGCGAAGCUGAAGGAGAAGCGCAGCAAGCGAAAGCGUGAGCUGGGGGACGACGGUGAAGGGGAGCGGCGGGUGGACGCCGAUGGAUUUGCCAUACCGCCGACCCCAAGCAAUACCGAACCUGCCGCUUCCGGUUCGAGGACAGAACCAGGUGACCUUGAGCAAGGAAUAUCUGACAUAAACUCCCACCUCGACGACCUGGCGCAGCAAUUCGGAGCGGACGGCAGCGCAAUUCCCGGCACAGAAACCCCUGCGGCAAAGGGUAGCACGCCUGCCGCCAGUGCCAGUUCGCAAGCCCCCAAAGGCCCGAAAAAGUACCCUUUUGGGAGCAGCGUCAGAAAACAGGCCAAGGUCGAAAAGCCUGACUAUGUCACAGAGGAGUGGGCUGAAGAUGAGGAGAUACUCGAGAUGGAGAUUACAGAGAACAUGAUGAACCCAGCGACUGUCGAGGGCGCACUCCGCCUUGCCAACGCCAGCGAGCUCGUGUCCCUCAAGUUCUUCGAGUCAUCGGAUCCAGAGCAGCAAUCAAAAUUGGACGCACGAGAGGUCGAGGAGGACGAGUUCGCCGACGACCCCGAGGUCAUGUACUGCCUGCUCAGCAAGGAGGAGGCUGAGCUCAAGACACAGCUGUGGGUCAACCAGAACAAGGACUGGAUGCGCAAGCAGCAGGAGAAAGAGUUCAAGGCCAAACUGGCGGCCAACAAGCCCAAGGGGCGGAGCCGAUCCAAGAAACCGCGCAUCGGCGAGGGCCAGACGUCCCCGGCGGACUCGGCAACGGACGCGACGCUGGAAAUGAUCGACCGCCGGCAGUUCUCCAAGCGUAUCGACUACGAUGCGGUGCGGAGCAUGCUCAGCACCGGGGGGCCUGGCUCUGCGGGCGCUAGCGUCGCCACCAGUUGCCAGACAAGUCGCUCCGGGAGUGUCGCCGCAACUCCCGCCGAAGAGGCCGAAGAUGAAGAGGAGGAGGAGGAGGAGGGCGACGAAGACGUGGAUGAAGAGGAGCCUUCCGGGCUUGCAGACAUCGAUGAAGACGAGGACGAAGGCGAAGACGACGAGGAGGAGGAGGCACCGGACUACGAUGAUGAGUGAAAGGUCAUCGACUAGUAGUCAUCGGAGUCAACGCAAAGGCUAUUGCUGAAUUACAGCAGCAAGCCGGCGAAUGGGGAUGCGCGCGCACGGGGAGGGACUGCUUCUUCAUAUUGAUACCCAGCGUCUGCAAAGGAAUCUUUGCUCACGGUUAGCAUUUCAUGUAUAUCUUUUUCGGUUUGUUUCUCCUUGGUUCUUUCUACUUUUUUUUUGUUUUUAAUGCUCCCUUGGUGGCUGCUUCGAUUCGACGAGAUGUAGAAGAUUUACAUAUAAUCCAACUGAAAGAACGCCCAACGAUGGACACAGCUGUUGGCACCUCACAUGAUCCCCUAC